Molecule: messenger RNA, 4796 nt
Organism: Melanotaenia boesemani (Boeseman's rainbowfish)
Lineage: Eukaryota; Metazoa; Chordata; Actinopteri; Atheriniformes; Melanotaeniidae
Product: un-named hu7912
Exons: 2
Coding region: 290-3490 (1066 amino acids)
Biological process (GO): cell-cell junction organization
Cellular component (GO): apical junction complex; plasma membrane
Source: RefSeq, a predicted model, not a curated record
CGCGCACAAGCGCAAGCUGAGACACACCUCCUCCUCCAUCACACAAACACGCACACAUACAAAGCCCAUAGGCGAGCGUGACCACAUCGCCGGGUGAUGCAGACAACAUCAUGAAGGACGAGUGCUUGGCUUCGGGAGAUUCACGGCAAGUGCAGCGGGGCUGAAGCUACACCUCACGGGGGAACAGUCUGCAGCUUCGCUAUGCCCACCGCAUCCGAUCAACUCCCUGGCGAAACGGUUGUGUUGAUUUUGAAUCACACUAACUGGAGAGCACUGGAGGUCCUUUAAGAUGACACGAACUCAUCCCCCUGAUAUACUGGCAUCGACUCUGUAUCAGGACAUUACACUAAACCCUAUCGCUGACAACUCAAUUUCUCUCCAUUCUUCGAAGCAAUGUGACUUGAAAAUGAUAGAUAAAUCAGAGAUCAUCAACAAAAGACACUGCCGUAGUUUUGACUUCAUUGAGUCUCUGGAUGAUCCACAGUCCUUGUCUUUCUCAAUGGAGUACCCUUACAAGAGGUCUGAGAACCAGACAUUAAACAAAGAUCUUUGGAAUGGACUAGAUCAGCCAGGACAUCUUCGCUUUUCAUCUCCUGAUCUUUUUAACUCUAAACAGUUCCAACAGCACACUACCCACAACAAAACCAGCUAUCUCACAUGGUCAGAUUCCAAAAGGAGAUCAAGAUCUAAAAGUGCUCCUCGAGUCAAGGCUACCCUCACGCCUGUGCCCAUAUCUGUAUCCCCACCAGGGGCAAGGAAGGGGAGAGAUGGACUCGAAGGUGUGCCAGAUGCAUCAAGGACCUCCGAAACCCAACGAGAAACUUUAAACAGAGUUUUUGUGAAUGAGGUGCACCCAAUUAAACUACAGCCUCACUCGCCACUUUAUGUCUCAGACUGUUUUGAGGAGGAAAAGCCAGAUAAACCAGUUGUAACUCCUCAUGUUAGGUGCCGUGUGGACAUUAAACCAGACGCUGCUGUUCUGCAGCAUACAUCUAGGCAGGUUCCCCAUGUACAGUCUGAGCAUCCUUGGCAAAGGUACUCCCAGGCUAGUAGCAGGGGAGGUUUGUAUGUACCUCGGCAGAUGAUCUCUUCACCAACACCCACUCCAAGUGAAUGCUACAGUGGAGAUUUCAGACAAGGAUAUUACUACACCACCAGCAUGUCUCCCAUCUCUUACCAGCAUCUAGACAUGCACAGGAUGCCAUCACCAACAGUACCAUAUCUGAGUCAAGAACAAAGAGCUUACUCAAACCCUAACAUACCAACCAAGUUUUUCUAUACAGAGGAUGCUGUUCGGUAUCCAGUCCAUCCCUAUUCACGGACGUACUGUCAGGAUGAUCGGUCCAGUCUAACCAGCCUUGGUAGUACAAUGACUAGUCAGUAUGAUCCAAGAACUCGAUGGGUGCACACACUUCCUGUGAGGUCAUGUUACACAGACCACCUUACCAACAGAGAGCCAGCUCACUCUGUAUAUAGCAGGCCUUACUCCACAAGUGAGGCAGGGUCAUACUUUUCUCAAACUCCACUCUCUAGAGCUUACUAUGGCGAGGACAGUCGGUUCAGUCCAUACCAUGCGAGUAACUCAAGGCUGUUUUAUUCCAAACCAUUAAGCUCUCCUGAUGAGCAGUAUUUUCCAUCGAGGCCAUAUCAGACAGAGAGUCGGCGACGUCCUCGAAUGUCCCAGGCCUUUUCAGAUGACUGGUAUCGCUCCAGUAUAUCUGGUUACUCUAACCAGUCUUCUCAGGCCACACCACCAAGAGUUGGACAAGACCCUAGUAUACCUCCCUGGUUUACUAACAGCUGCACAGAGACAAGUCGACUAGGAGCAGAUGUCAAAAACCACUCCAAGUCUUGGGACAAUAUUCUUUAUCCACGGCAUGACAGAGAGCAACCUGUGCCACGUGGAAGAAGCUACGAGAAUCUUUUUUACCAAGCAAGGCAAGGGGCAUCUUCAGAUGUUACAUCUAAGCCUGUUAUACUUAACCUUUCAAGUUCACCAAGGCGCUAUGCUGCUUUGUCUCUGUCAGAAAACUCUUUGGAGAGGGGUUCAAGUAAUCCAUGGAGGAAUAUCAAGAGUAGGAACUGGUUUGUGACACCCGAAAUCACCAUAACAGACAAUGACAUCUGUGCAGGCAAUAGCAGGCGACGUGAUGUCCACUCUGUCAGCUGGAAUAUAUCAGACAAUGAGAAGACAACACCGCCGAGGGUAAUGCAGAAGCAGCCUUCUAACACAGAAGACACGACCAAAGAAAGGAAACACAACAACUUCUCCCUACAGCAAAGUUUAGAACAACUGGAUGAACUCUUAGCGGAUUUGGUUGUUGACUACAAACCACCAACUAGCAGAAAGUCAAGUGAAAAUCUUUUAGACCAGUUAAAACAGCUGAUCACUGAAGACACUGACAAAGAGAGAGGAUCAUCUGGUCUUGAAAACUUAGGAAGUCUGAACACACAGCUUCCAUCCUCUAAAUCCAGCCCAGACACAGUCAAAGACCCUGAUAGUGGGUGUGAUGCUUUGCAAAGAAGUGCAGAAGAAUGUUCUCCAGACCAUAGCACAGAUGAAGAUGACACAAUGGUGUGUGCUAACAAGAAGUGCAACCGUAUUGAAAAUAUGUUCAACGCUUGCUUGUACUUUAAAUCAUGUCACAGUUGCUACACUUUUUACUGUUCACGAAACUGUCGCAGGGAUGACUGGGAAAUUCAUAAAGAGACAUGCCUAUAUGGUCGUGUCAGCAGUGUAUGUCGGCACACUCUGAAGUUCUGCAGAGAGAAUUCAGAGAUCCACAAAACCUUCUCACGCAUUGCUAAAGCUGGCUACCUCUCAAGAGGGAGAGGCGUUCUCUUUCUGGGUUUUGCUAAUCCAGAGACAGCUGACAACUUCCUGCAAGUUGGGCUUCAGAGCCUCCUCAUGUCUCCCACAUACUUGUCGCUCAGAGAGCUGGAUGGCUUCAAGGACAACCUCGGUGAAUACUGCAAGGAACUGCAGCAAGCGGGUAAUGAGUACGACCCCAGUGAAUGUUUCCUUUUGAAUGUAUCUAUAGCUGUUGGUGAACUAGUGCCUAACAGACCUUCACCAAGGGUCCAAGCACCAACAGUUCGAAAAUAUGCAAAGGUGUCAUUGGCCUCUUCAAGUCCUGACAAAAAAGUACUGAAGAAGGAAAAUGAGAUGGAAACUCUCAUCCUCACUCCACCUCCUGGCACACCAGACAUUGACAAGGAAGGGGAGGAGGGAAGAAAAGCCAGAGAGGUGUGCUUUAUCAAUAUCCAGCGAGAGCUCAGGACAAGGGGAGUCUUCCUUCGUCACGAGUACCCCAAAAUCUAUAAUCAGCUGUGUGAGUUUGUGGAGAGCAACAAAAGGUUCACCCCCACAACCAUUUACCCAAUAGAUAAAAGAACAGGGAAACAAUUUAUGUGCAUGAUCAUGGCUGCAUCUGAGCCAAGGACACUAGACUGGCUGGGUACCCCUCAUCUCUUAGAUGAUAUUAUAUAGCACAGCACUAAAUAGGAAUGAUAAUGAUGUCAGAAAUGUACUUAUUGUAAAUAAAUGGCGUGAUUUAGCUAAUCAAACAUGAAUUUGGAAACCUGUACAUAUGUGACUAAUAUUUCUAUUUGUCUCACUCUUUCCAUUAGUUCUCUCUGUUGCCACACUCUCAAAAACACACCACAUAUAUAAUAUACAUACACUUUUAAAGGUUUAUGUGUGUUAUUUUUUGGCUUGUUUUAUUCCUAUUGCACUCAGAAAGUUAAUAACCUGCAUGUAGACUAUAGGCUCAAAUCCUGAUAACCAGGCAUUUAAGAUGUAGAAGGACAAUAUAUGAAGCACACAACAUUCAGGAAGCGCACGUGUACUUGUGUCCACACUAUAGUUGGCACAGCCAAAUCCAGUAUUGUAACAGUAACCUGCUUUUCAUUUCUGCACCAAAUUGUUUAUCAUAAAUUUAUAUUAGACCAUAUUGCAGUGGUUGCAGUAGUAUUUAAGUAUUAUUUCCUUGAUAUGCUGUGGUUCUGUGGGUAUUUUUAAUUAUUAUAUAUUAGUGAUUGUUUUAUUGACAAAGAAGUACAAUCAGACCAUCUAUGUUUCCCACUUUAUUAAGGAUUUUAGUUGGAGCUUAUAUCAUCUCACGAAAAUGCUUGAUGUCAUUCUUGUAAAAAUUGCUUUGUUUGAAAGUGGCCUUUAUUUGAAAACAAACUAAAUGCAUUUGACACAAAGCAAUGUAUGGAGGUAGCUAUUUCUAAAGGCUUGACAGCUCUAGACAUAGGUUGUUUGAAUAACUAUUAUACAUAGAUGAUUAUUUUGCUCAAAGCAUGUUAUUUAUAUUCAGGUAUUUUAAUAUUGCUAUUGCUUCUAAGUAAAUUUAUUAUGUUAAUGAGAUACCACUUGAUGCUUAGAAAUGUAAAAGAUUCAUCAUACAGUAUAUUAAGUAUUAGAUCAUUGAACAUCCUGACUUUGAGACCUUAUUAAAACUAAUGCCACAGUAUGUUCUUGAUUAAACCAUAUGCAAUGAAAGAGCAACCUUACCAUCUAUAUUGUAAAAUCAUAUUUUAUUAUGAAUAGAAAAUAAUUCCUUUCAAUUAAGACUUUUUGCACUAAAACAUAAAUUAUGAAACAAGAAUGUUCCUAAGAUAGCUGCAGCACUAAACUCAGACGUGCCUGCUUUAAUGGCCAUUGUUCAUUAAACUAAGGUUGCUCUUUUACUUGAUUAUAUAUAUCUUUGUGCAAGACCUUCCACGAGUUUCUAUUUUGUGAUGUUUAUAACCUAUAUAUAAAUGCAUAAUAAAUGGGAUUUAAAGUGUGA